CAGACCUGCGCUCUCAGGCUGAGGCGGUUACAGUGCUGCGGCAGUGCGUCUCACACGCUCUCUCAGCUCCAGGGAAUUCCUUCCGGCGACCGUGGCGGGGCGAAGGACAUGGGCGAGGCGAUCGGCCAGAAGUCAGAAGCCGCAAAGAGGCUGAAAGAGCGGUUCCUGCGGGCGCUCCAGCGCGACGACGCGGAGGAGGUGCAGAAGAUCCUGCACUCCACCAACAUAGACAUCGACACCGUGUUCGAGGUGGAGGACAGGAGCAUGAUCCUGGCAUCGUACAAGCAAGGUUACUGGUUGCCUGGAUACAAGCUGGAGUCCUCUUGGGCUAUGGGCCUCCACGUUUGUGUGAUGUAUAACUCCCUGGCGAGCGCCUUGGUGCUCCUGGAGAGAGGGGCGGCGGUCAACCGGAAGCCCAACGGGAAGACCCCCCUGCACGUGGCGUGUGAGGUGUCUAACGCUGACUUUGUCACCCUCCUGCUGAACCACGGAGCCAGGGUCAACAGCGUCUCUCUGAGCGGGCACGCGCCUCUACACUACUGCACCACCAAGGAGUCUGUGGACUGCGCCAAACAGCUCAUUCUUAAAGGAGCGCAGGUGAACAAACGGAGCGACAACAACGACGAGGACACGCCCCUGCACACCGCGGCGCGGUUCGGCCUCCCGGAGCACAUCGCCCUGUACGUCCGCCACGGCGCCCACGUGGACGCGCCGAACGCGCGGUCCGAGACGCCGCUGAUCGUGACGGCCUUCUGGGCGCUCAGCCUCCGCGAGCAGCUCUACAGCCCCGACCACCACCUGGUCUGCCGCAUGCUGCUGGACUACGGCGCCGUCGUCGACCUGCAGGAGGAGGACUACAAGACCGCCCUGCACAAGGCCGCCUGGAACUGCGACCGUGCGCUCAUGCAGAUCCUGCUGGAGGCGGGGGCCGACGCCCGCGUCAUGGACAUCAACGGCUGCGCGCCCAUCCAGUACGUCCUCAAGGUGACGCAAGUGAGGCCCAUGGGGGAGCCGGAGGUCUGCUACCAGCUGCUGCUCAAUCACGGCGCGGCGAGGAUAUACCCCCCCCAGUUCCACAAGGUGUUGUAUGCCUGUUAUCAGUGUCCUCGGGCUGUGGAAAUACUGAUAAACUCAUACGAACAUAUCAAAGCCACAAGGAAAUGGAGAAUGGCUAUUCCUGAAAGCACAUACCAGCAACACCGUGAUUUCUAUGACUCUGUAUUUGCUGUGUGCAGCAACACACCACGCACUCUGCUGCAUUUGGCCAGAUGUGCAAUUCGGGCACAUAUGUCCAACAGAUGCCACCGCGGGAUCAAAACACUGCCCGUUCCACAUUCAAUGGAGAGAUACUUACUGCUGGAACCAGAAGGAAUCGUUUAUUGAGGUGUCAUACCUCUAAAGGUCCAUUCGAGAAUUGAUAGUCCUUCAGGACUGCAGAAUACUGAGCGGAAAAUUUCAGAAGGCAAAUAUCUGGUCGGAGAAGUUUUCAAAAUUAACCCAUGGUCAAACUUCAGACAAGGAUUGCAUUUUCAAUAAAGGGACCAUUUUAUAAAUAGUUCAUAAAUAAUUUCUGAGAAGUUUUCUUCAUUUGUGUCCCCUCCCCUCUCACAGGUUAAGAAAAACAUUGUCAACUCUGAACAUUCAUAAAAAGCACUUAAAGAACCUUAACUUUGUAUGUAAUAUAAAAAGAACACUCACUCCUGGGGCUCAAAUGAAGAGAUUUUAAAGAUGGGCUUUUAUCCAUACAAGGUAAGUGUAAUUAAACAAAAGACCUGAAAUUCAGUAAUAACAGUGCAAACCUGGAUCCAUAUCAGAGGUAUUGGUCUGAUAUAAUGUGGCUGAGUAAUAUUGCAGAAUACACUCACAGCACUUAAGGGACACAGCAUGAAUAGGCAAAGGUGUCUCAGCAUUCAAUUCUUUGUUAGCAUUAGAUUCAAAAUGGCACCGUUAGCACUUAAAUGUCAUCUUUUCACUCAUAAGAACUCAAAUGAGUUCACACUGAGGUGAAGUCCUUUAUUUAACAUAAUAGUAACAUUACAAAAUGGAAGUCUCGCACUCUAGGUUGAAGGCACACGAAAUACAAAAUUGAAUUGCCUUUUUAAAGUUGUCCAGAAAUUUCUUAGGUUAAAACUUUUUAUGACAUGAAAAUAAAAACUAAUGAGAGAGAUUGCUUUAUAUUACUGCAUUAUUGUUGAAGGCUGGUUCACCUUGUCUGAAAUAUAAUUAUGGUCCAAGAUUAAUAGAACCACCUGUAAAGCUAACUCUUUGACUGAUCUUUCCUUUCAGGAUUUGAAAUGUCAGAUACUCUUGAACAAUUUACUCAAUUUCCAUUGCCAAUGUAAUACUUUUCAUUAGUAGACUUUUGUUUGCCUUUUUUACAGACAGACAAAUGUCUAGUGGUCAGCCUUAUUUUUUUAUGCUACAGUUGUAAAUAUCAACUGGGAAACUAAUAAUAAAAAAAAUAAGAUGCCAUCAAAAACUGCACACGAUAGAUGCAAUAACUGCGGUACAUAUAGCAAAUGUGUGGUCAGGAGAUCAUAAAUUUAAAUGGCUGUAGAAUCGUAGUCUAUAUAAUUCCUUUAGACGAUGUCUUCACAUCUUUUUUCAGUAUAUUGUCAGAGAAGAGCAGGGACGUUCCUGCGGUCUGGAGCUCCUCGCAGGUUCUUUGGGUUCUGCUCAUGUUCCAUUGGUUCCAUUGGUUCUCAGCGGGAUUUAAGUCAGAUGAAGCCAAUGGCCGACUCCAUCCCAUUCAAGCUCCGCCUCCACACUGUCAUAGAAACUAGCGCCGUUAUCCUGCUGUCUUGCGCUUAAAAGAGGUUGCAAACCAAGGGGUCAGGUGGCGGGGGACGGAUUUAAAAAAAUAAAUCAAAAAGUAAAUAUUCAAAUAUAAGCCACUGCUCAGAACUGCUACAGUAUGCGUUUCUCUGUAAUUAUUUUUGGUUCCCAGGAUAAGAAUUAUUUGUAAAUGGCAAUAAAGUCUGUCAAUAAAGACUGUUAAGUCUUACUGUUUACUCUUCUGCUUUCAUUACCCAAAAUGUACAAUAUAGUGAAUCUGCUGCCUGUCAGCACAAAGUUAGCAGUUCUGUAAACCAAACCAGAGUAUUGUUCCAAGGGAAUUUAUCCAUGUGUUCAUAAUCAACAACUAUUUCUGCAGAACAAGUAAGAAUUCGUAGACGCAAGGCAAAGUGGGACAGCGUUAAUUCAGAGUGCCUGACUUGGCCUUGGGAACCUACAGUGUCUAUAGCCUGUACUGUGCAGUGCCCUAGAGCUUUUCUCCAGGAGCCUAUCCAGUCAACCUUCCCUUGUACAAUACAGAGGCACUGUCACAAAGACACUUAACAGGAAAACUGAGGAAGACCGAGAGAUU
Molecule: messenger RNA, 3367 nt
Organism: Anguilla anguilla (European eel)
Lineage: Eukaryota; Metazoa; Chordata; Actinopteri; Anguilliformes; Anguillidae
Gene: asb4
Product: ankyrin repeat and SOCS box containing 4
Exons: 5
Coding region: 109-1383 (424 amino acids)
Biological process (GO): intracellular signal transduction
Molecular function (GO): protein binding
Source: RefSeq, a predicted model, not a curated record